This is a messenger RNA of Eucalyptus grandis, 1684 nucleotides long. RefSeq names its product protein EXORDIUM-like 5. NCBI's taxonomy places the organism in Eukaryota, Viridiplantae, Streptophyta, Magnoliopsida, Myrtales, Myrtaceae. The record is from RefSeq and is a predicted model, not a curated record.
AACCUCUUGCCCUUCACUCUCCUCUUUAUAAACACCUACUCCCACUCCUCCUCCUCCCCACCACCGCCACCGUCUCCUCCACCGCCGCCGACCGCCGCCUAGAAACAGAAAGAUGUCGCCGGCCCACUUCGCUCUCUCUCUCCUCCUCCUCUUCCUCUGCCCCUCCGAUGCGUCCCUCGCUCCCCACCAGCAGCAGCAGAAACCCCAGACUGUGACCUUGAAAACCACACCCGACCCGCAGAUCCAGUACCACAACCCGAAGCUCCCGCCCCGGCCCCUCUCCCUCUCCUCCUCCAAGAAGUUCGAGGGCUCGUCGGACCUCGUCCAGCUCCGCUACCACAUGGGCCCCGUCCUCUCCAACUCCCCCAUCAACCUCUACGUCAUCUGGUACGGCCGCUGGGCCGCCCCGCAGAAGCUCCUCAAGGACUUCCUCCUCUCCAUCUCCCACGCCUCCACCGGCGGCCACCGCUCCCCCGCGGCGGCGAAGGCGCGGCCGCCGUCCCCCUCCGUGGCCGAGUGGUGGCGCACCGUGUCCCUCUACACCGACCAGACGGGCGCCAACGUGUCCCGCAAGGUCUUCGUCGCCGGCGAGCACGAGGACGCCGCCUACUCCCACGGCCGCUCCCUCACGCGGCUCUCCAUCCAGCAGGUCAUCGCCACUGCCGCGCGGGCCGCCCGGUUCCCCGUCGACCACCGCAACGGCGUCUACCUCGUCCUCACCGCCGAGGACGUCACGAUGCAGGACUUCUGCCGCGCCGUCUGCGGCUUCCACUACUUCACCUUCCCCUCCAUGGUGGGCUACACCCUCCCCUACGCCUGGGUCGGCAACUCCGGCCGACAGUGCCCCGAGGUCUGCGCCUACCCCUUCGCCAUCCCCGGCUACAUGGGCGGCGCCGCCGCCGGGGGGCCGAAGCCGCUUUCGCCGCCGAACGCGGACGUCGGGGUGGACGGCAUGAUCAGCGUGAUCGGGCACGAGCUGGCGGAGCUGUCGUCGAACCCGCUGGUGAACGCGUGGUACGCCGGGGAGGACCCGACCGCGCCGACGGAGAUCGGGGACCUCUGCGAGGGGCUCUACGGGACGGGCGGCGGCGGCGGGUACAUCGGGCAGGUGAUGAGGGACGGAGGAGGGCGGAGCUUCAACAUGAACGGCCAGCGAGGGCGGAGGUUCUUGGUGCAGUGGGUUUGGAGCCCCGUGCUGAAGGCUUGUGCUGGUCCAAAUGCUUUGGACUAAAUUUUUAAUUUCAAAACUCUCUCUCUCUAAAUUUAAAUUUCAAAACUCUCUCACUCUCUCUCUCUCUCUCUCUCUCUCUCUCUUUUCCAAAUUCCCUUUUUCUUAAAAGUGAUUUUUCCCCUUUUUUAAAAUUUUCUGGGCUUUUUUUUUUUGAGAUAAAAAAAAAAAUGGGUUUGAGGAGAUUGGAGGAGGAGCAUCAUGGAGGAGGUUGGAGUAGAAGCUUGAAGAAGAUAGGAGAUGAGAUAAAUUUCUAUUUUUCUUUAUCCCCUGAUUUUUUAUUUCCUUUAGCAUUUAGAAUUUUUACUUAGAUGUAAAAAUUUCAUGAUAGACGCUUUAUAUAUAUUAUAUAAAUAUUAUUUUAUUUCUUUUUAUAUUGUACAUGGCUGAGUGAAACUUGUAAGUGGAUCUUGUUAGCUUUGAAAUCUUGGGAUCUUAACCUUUUUUUAUCAGCAA